Onychostruthus taczanowskii (white-rumped snowfinch) is the source of this 922-nucleotide messenger RNA. It is a transcript of the gene ERMN, whose product is annotated as ermin. NCBI's taxonomy places the organism in Eukaryota, Metazoa, Chordata, Aves, Passeriformes, Passeridae. The coding region runs from base 1 to 711 and encodes 236 amino acids. The record is from RefSeq and is a predicted model, not a curated record. Gene Ontology annotation, biological process: actin filament organization; regulation of cell projection organization; regulation of cell shape. Gene Ontology annotation, molecular function: actin filament binding. The transcript is spliced from 3 exons. Gene Ontology annotation, cellular component: myelin sheath; paranode region of axon; internode region of axon.
AUGACAGAAGAAGCGCCCGCAGCUGCCUCCAUGCCGGCGUGCAACGGGAGCCUUCCCCCGGAGGACGGCCCACUCCAGGUCAUCGGCGGCCUCGAAGAAAUUGCAAAAUCUCUUGGGACAGUCCCGUAUGCCAACGCGGAAAUGAGCCCCGGCACUCUACCUGCAAAGGAAAAUCUGGAGGAAAACAGAAAUUCAUUGCCAGAGGACAUCGCUCCUGAGAAUUUUGCUGGAGAGAAGCGAUGCCAAGAAAAGCGAGAGGAGAACGCUGGCACACCACAGCAGGGACCAGCGGAUAUCCAGGACGCAGGGACCAAUGGCCAGGGAUCAGAGGCAGGGCCGGGUGGCACAGCGGGGACGGGCACGGAGGUCGCGGAGACCCCGCCGGGCAGCGCCGAGCCCAGGCCGAACGCGGCCGAGGAGGAGGAGGAGGAGGAGGAGGAGGAGGAGGAGGACACCGAAGAGGACGAAGUUCAGGUGAUCGAAAUGCAGAAGGAGAGCGGCGGCGCGCCCCGCCCGCAGCAGCCGGCCGGCGGCGAGCCCGCGGGCAGCCCCGGCCGCAACUCCCCGCUGCUGGAGCAGCCCGGCCUGGGGAAGAAGAACGACAUCUCCAGACACAGCUAUUCCAGGUACAACACAAUCUCCUACCGGAGGAUCCGUAAAGGAAACACCAAACAGCGGAUCGACGAGUUCGAGUCCAUGAUGCACUUGUGAACUGAGGGGGAGUGCCUAACGCGCCGAGCCUUUGCUCUGGCUCGGUUUUAUCUUCUCCCCCGAAACGUGUCUCUUCACACAACACGAGGUCACUGCUUUUCUUCUUUUUGUAUAUGAUUUGUAAUACACUGUGAAAAUUUAACAUCUUGGCUUUGACGGGGGCAGAGGCAUCCAUAGCGCAGGAAAAUAAAUAAUCAGUUUGCUAAAUACA